Trachymyrmex cornetzi is the source of this 4695-nucleotide messenger RNA. RefSeq lists its product as uncharacterized. The record is from RefSeq and is a predicted model, not a curated record. Gene Ontology annotation, molecular function: nucleic acid binding. The transcript is spliced from 6 exons. NCBI's taxonomy places the organism in Eukaryota, Metazoa, Arthropoda, Insecta, Hymenoptera, Formicidae. Bases 1 to 4695 code for a protein of 1564 amino acids. Gene Ontology annotation, biological process: DNA integration.
AUGGAAACUACAUCAGAAAAUGUCGCGCAAGCCAAAGCUAUGUUAGAGAAACUCGGCGAGAGUUGGUCUCAGUACGAAACAGUGCAAUCGGAGCUAGAAUUGUUGGUUGAGAGCGAGGCCGUUGACAGAGAGACUUUCGAGGCCGCGUUUUUCGCUCUAAGUAGCAAGAUUCAAUUAAUCAUAAAUAGUGUCAAUGCCGAAUUACCGACAGCUUCGAAUAAUUUGGCAGCGCGAUCGCGUAAUGACGGCUAUGCUCAACGAACGGUACGACAUCAAACGGCUCAUAAUGCAAAAUCACACAAGGCCAUUUUCGAACUACCAGGCACGAGUAGAGAGAAUCCAGUUUCAUUGAGGCAGAUCAUAGAUGCGACAAAGAUAGAUAUGAUAACGUUAAAAGAAUGGCAAACGAGUUUACCGGAUGCAAAAUCGAUAUCGAGUUUUAAGCAAAUGACAGAAUUCUUAUUACGCAAAUGUCAGGCGUUGGAAACGGUUAGUAAGAAAGCGGUUACAUCAGCGCCAGCCAACACUGAUUCCAAAGUAAUAAAAGCAAAAAAUACAUCGUCAUUUCUAGCAAACGUCAAGGAGAAAUGCCCCAUAUGUAAGGAUGAACACUUUAUAUUUCACUGUCAGAAAUUUUUAGGACUUUCCACAGAGCAAAGGUUCCAACAAGUCAAGAGUCAUAAACUAUGCACCGUUUACGCGCUAGCAAUCAUCAAAUCAGAGAGUGCAAAUUCGGCCACAGAAUUCGUAUCAUCAGAGAGCGAAGCAGGCAAGGAAGGCCAGGCUCAAGAUACGGUGGUAGCAACCUCAGCGCGGAUAGAUGACGUAUCAAAUGCAACACAGGUGCUGCUGUCAACAGCAAUGGUAAAGGUAUAUGACCGCACAGGUAAGAGCCAUAAUUGUCGUGCCCUUCUAGAUAAUGGUUCGCAGUCACACUUUAUAACCAAGGAUCUAGCAAGGCGAUUGGAUCUAAAAACAAAGCAAAUCAACGUAACCGUCUCUGGAAUUGGAAGAGUAGCGUCUCAAGCGAAUGACAUAGCAAGACUCAAAAUAGGUUCAAACUAUAACGCUUUCCAAACAACCAUUGAUUGCAUGGUGAUAAAUCGCAUAACCAACAGGUUACCUAGCAAUCGGAUCGAUAGCAAGACUAUCGACAUCCCGAAAAACAUAAACCUAGCAGAUCCUAAUUUUCACAUUCCCGCAGACAUCGACCUACUGAUCGGAGCGGAAAUUUUCUGGCAACUCACACGUGUCGGCCAAAUCAAGCGAAUCAAUAAUCAGGUCAUUUUACAGAAAACACAGCUCGGCUGGCUAGUGGCCGGUAAGAUAAGCACAGCUACCAAGAUAUUGGGAACUUUACACUGUCACUUGAGUAUCAACAACGACGAGUUGGAUAAGAAGCUAACUCAGUUCUGGCAUAUCGAAGACUGCAGCAUCAGUCAAGCGUACACGAGAGAAGAGAGAUCAUGUGAAGAAUACUUUCGUCAAACUACUCGACGAAACGAACAAGGGCGUUUUAUCGUCAGGCUUCCGACCAAGGAAAAGGAACUCGAAAAAUUAGGAGAAUCGAAAUCAAUCGCAACCAGGAGAUUCUACUCUUUGGAAAGAAAAUUUAGGCAACAGCCAAAACUAAAGCAAGAAUACGUGGAAUUCAUGAAAGAAUACUUGAUGCUCGGACACAUGCAGAGGAUCAAGGACGAUCAAGAAGUCAGUGAUCAUACAUAUUAUUUACCACAUCAUGCAAUCAUAAAGCAAGCAAGCAUCACAACAAAGCUGCGCGUGGUAUUCGACGCUUCCUACAAAACAAGCAGCGGAAUUUCGUUAAAUGAUGCUUUAAAGACAGGGCCCACGAUACAGCAAGAUUUAUUUUCGAUUGUAAUCAGAUUUCGAACAUUCACGUACGUAUUAAACGCCGACAUAACCAAAAUGUAUCGGCAGGUGAUGGUAGACGCAACAUUUACACCUCUGCAAAGGAUAGUGUGGCAUGAAGAAGACCAAAAUUUGGAAACUUUCGAAUUGCUGACCAUCACAUAUGGCCAGGUCUUUACCAACCCUGCAUAUAGCACAUCAUCGGCGUCGUUUUUAGCCACCAGGUGCUUGAAACAAUUGGCCGAAUCGGAAACAGUGGAGUAUCCGCGAGCGACGGAGGCCAUUGCUCGGGAUUUCUACAUGGACGACUUAUUAACGCGAGCCGAUUCUAUACACGAAGCAAGGAUUCUUCGAGAUCAAAUCAUAGGCCUGUUAGCGAGAGGAUGUUUCCAAUUGAGGAAGUGGUCUUCCAAUUCAAAUGAAUUGCUAGAGGAAUUACACGGAGCAGUUGAUUCGGACUCGUUGCUAACAAUCAACAAAGAGGCGGACAACCGCACCUUGGUACCCACGAAGAAUAACAAGGAAUGGGUGACGAAAAGGAGCAUAAUGUCUCAAAUUGCCCAGAUAUUCGACCCUUUAGGACUAGUCGAGCCAAUUCUCACAAAGGCGAAAAGACUGACACAACGACUAUGGCAGCUACAGAUAGAUUGGGAUGCAUCGGUGCCAACGGAUAUACAUACUGAAUGGUUGCAAUUCCAGGAAGAAUGUCAAGUUCUAAAUACCUUAAGAGUACCAAGAUUGAUUAUCGAUUGUCAUCCGUAUGUGGAAAUCCAAAUACAUGGCUUCUGCGACGCGAGCAUACAAGCGCACGGCGCGUGUGUCUAUUUCCGGGUGACUGACAAGCAUGAUAAGCACUUCGUGAAAUUGGCAUGUUCAAAAUCGAGGGUAGCUUCAUUAAAAUGUAUAUCGCUGCCACGGCUAGAACUGUGCGGAGCAGUCUUACUUGCCAAAUUACUCAGCAAGGUGGAGAACGCGGUGCCAAGAAAAUUCAACCGUCGAAUUCUAUGGUCGGACUCAACUAUCGUCUUAGCAUGGUUAAAAUCCAGUUCGAGAAACUUCAAUACAUUCGUAGCAAACAGGGUGAGCGAAGUACAACAGCGCACUACUGACCAAGAAUGGCGUCACGUACCGACAGAAGACAACCCGGCGGACCUCAUUUCCAGAGGCCUGUUUCCCGCACAGCUUAUCAAUUCGUCAAUAUGGUGGAAAGGCCCAGAAUGGCUGCAGUUGGACAGCACCGAAUGGCCUCAGCUACCUGAUAGUGAGGUCGAAUCCCCUCUACCUGAACGGCGUCAAGUAGCAACACACUUAGUCACAGGAGCUCUACAAGGAGACGAUGAGGUAUAUACUCGAUACUCAGAACUAGACAAACUCAUACGCAUCACAGCGUGGUGCCUGAGAUUCUAUACAAAUUGCGAGAACGGAAAUAGAAUCACCGGACCGUUAAGCAGCAACGAGCUAAAUGUCGCCUUGAUUCGGCUAUGCAAACAGGUGCAACAGGCAGUAUUUAAAUCCGAAAUUCAGCAAUUAAGCAACCAACAAAAUUUAGCCUCGAAAAGUCAACUUUUAGGUUUGAGUCCAUUUUUAGACCAGGAAGGAGUCCUUCGCGUCGGCGGAAGACUAAAGAACUCUAUGUUAACGUAUACGGCAAAACACCAGGUAUUGCUACCGACAAAUCACGUGUUGACAAGAUUAAUCAUACAAUAUUAUCACAAGAAGAAUCUACAUGCCGGUCCACAAUCUACAUUGGCAGCAGUUCGACAAAGGUUUUGGCCGCUGGCAGCAAAGAGUGUCACACGCAAGAUUGUACGUAAUUGCGUGACCUGCUUUCGAACCAAACCGCUGAUGUCGCAAGCAAAGAUGGGUGAUCUACCGGCGGCUCGCGUGCAACCAUCCAAACCGUUUCAGUCAUGCGGCGUGGACUAUGGAGGACCGCUCUACAUCAAGGAAGGAAGACGACGAAACGCAAGGUUAACCAAGGCUUACAUUGCACUAUUAGUAUGCUUUACGACAAAGGCCGUACACAUCGAAUUAGUCAGCGAUAUGUCAUCGGAAGCAUUCAUAAAUGCUCUCAAACGCUUCAUAUCUCGAAGAAGGAAGAUAGCCAACAUUUAUUCAGACAAUGGAACAAACUUUGUAGGGGCCUCCCGCGAACUUCAAGAGUUACACAGAUUAUUCAACGAUGAGCAACAUACGAAACGUUUACAGAAGUACUUAACCGAGGACAGCAUAUCUUGGCAAUUCAUUCCGCCCAACGCUCCUAAUUUCGGCGGACUCUGGGAAGCUGGCAUCAAGUCAGCUAAGACUCACUUGAAGAAAAUUGUAGGUCAAGCAGCCCUGACCUAUGAGGAGAUGUACACCUUGCUAACACAGAUUGAAGCAGUGUUGAACUCUCGUCCCAUUACUGGCUUAACAGAAGAUCCUAACAAUAUUUCUUUUCUCACUCCAGGUCAUUUCCUGAUCGGGGAACCUUUAAACUAUAUUCCAGAGCCUGACAUGGCCGAACUCCGGACCAACCGAUUGUCACGUUGGCAGCGAGUGGAGCAGAUGCAGCAGCAAUUUUGGAAAAGAUGGAGUGUGGAAUAUCUCCAUCAGUUACAACAACGCACUAAGUGGAAGACGAGCAAAGGUCGACAGUUACAUCCGGGGCAAUUGGUCCUGAUACAGCAGAAGGAGUUAACACCGAUGCAAUGGAUGCUAGGUCGGGUAUUAAAGGUUCACACCGGAUCAGACGGAAUAGCUCGGGUCGCAACAGUUAAAACUGUCAAGGGCGAGUUGGAUCGACCAUUAGCAAAACUAUGUAUACUUCCAUUAGAAAUGUCAUAA